Messenger RNA from Prorocentrum cordatum, 390 nucleotides. The record is from the annotation of a GenBank genome assembly. Lineage: Eukaryota; Dinophyceae; Prorocentrales; Prorocentraceae.
AUGGUCGAGCCCUGCGAGGACAAGCGAGGCCUCAAGCGAUGGUGCUGGCGCUACCACGGCGUCAGCAUGAUGGACAGGCCUAUCCUGGACAGGUCCCGGCACUGCGCCGCCUUCGGGACCAGGAGGGGCCAGACCAUGGGCUACGUGACCAUCCAGUUGGGCGAGAUCCUUGCGCUCCUGGCCUACAGGCGGGACGACUUCUCUCUGCCCUGGCUCCUGUCCAAUCGAGUUUACGUGGGCAUGCUGCUGUUCAACCUGUCCAUGCUCCUGGCGUUCCUCUACGUGCCGCCCGUCGCAGGGCUCAGUGGCCUGCUGCCCCUGCCGCCGGCUCGGCUUGCGGUGUCGAUGUGUUUCGCCGUGCUCCUGUUCGUCCUUAUCGAGGUCAGCAAG